This is a messenger RNA of Drosophila grimshawi, 921 nucleotides long. Its product is annotated as tRNA (guanine-N(7)-)-methyltransferase. Gene Ontology annotation, biological process: RNA (guanine-N7)-methylation; tRNA methylation. The transcript is spliced from 4 exons. Gene Ontology annotation, molecular function: tRNA (guanine(46)-N7)-methyltransferase activity. Lineage: Eukaryota; Metazoa; Arthropoda; Insecta; Diptera; Drosophilidae. Bases 110 to 853 code for a protein of 247 amino acids. The record is from RefSeq and is a predicted model, not a curated record. Gene Ontology annotation, cellular component: tRNA methyltransferase complex.
UUCUAGUGAGCAUCGAUAACAAUGCAUGUGCCGAGCACACUCGCCCGACAAACCAAUUGUUGAUAGUUUAUUAUAUGCAAUAAUUCCAAGCCCGGAGCUCAUUAAUUAAAUGGUGACCAACAAAAAGGAGGACGAAGCGCUGUCCACAACGUCAGCGGUAACGGGACUGCCUCAGAAACGAUUCUAUCGCCAACGGGCCCACUCCAAUCCCAUUGCGGAUCACAGUUUCGAUUAUCCCGCCCGGCCAGAAGAUGUGGACUGGCGCUCACUGUAUCCGAGCAUCAACGACGAGCAGCAAGUCGAAUUCGCAGACAUUGGCUGCGGCUACGGCGGCUUUCUGGUCACCCUCGGUGAAAUGUAUCCCAAAAAGCUAUCCAUCGGCAUGGAAAUACGCGUCAAGGUGUCCGACUAUGUCGUCGAUCGAAUUGCGGCUUUAAGAUUGAAGAAUUCAGAGACAGCAGCCUAUCAGAAUAUCGCCUGCAUUCGCACCAAUGCAAUGAAAUAUUUACCCAACUAUUUCCGUAAGAGUCAGCUAGAGAAAAUGUUCUUUCUGUAUCCCGAUCCGCAUUUCAAGCGAGCCAAGCACAAGUGGCGCAUCAUCAACCAGGCCCUGCUCUCCGAAUAUGCCUAUGUGCUGCGCACGGGGGGUCUCGUAUAUACAAUGACGGAUGUGGAGGAUCUCCAUAAGUGGAUUGUCUCUCACAUGACGCAGCAUCCAUUGUACGAACGACUCAGCGACGAAGCAACUAAAGCGGAUCCGAUUACACCGAAGUUGUACCAGAGCAGCGAGGAAGGCGCCAAGGUGGUGCGCAAUAAGGGAGAUCAUUUCUUGGCUAUAUUCCGCCGCAUCUAGGGCGGUGUAACAUACAGAUAUAUGAAAGCGUAUAUUUCCGUGACAAAUAUAUACACGUACAUAUUGAA